UGUGCCACCGCUCUGCUUCCUCUCGCGCUCACACUUCGAGAUACAUUCUUGUUAUUUUUUUUCUUUGUUUUUCUUUUUUUUUUGUAGUUUUUUUCGCGCGGCCAUUGCACAUCGAAUGUUUGUUUCUUGCACAAUCGCGGAGCGAGAAGCUAGCAUCUCCUCUCGGGCUCGCUCGAUGCCGAGUAAUCCAAGGGAUGACGCUGCCUAUAUCGUCGCCCAAUGAAUGAGGCGCGCGAGGCCGGCGGGCUGUUGUAAAUAUCGUUUCUCGCGGCGUCACAUGCAAAUCCCGGCCUAUUUUAUCGGCCUUUCCCCGCCGCUGAAACGUCGAUUUCCAGCGCGGACGCCCCCACGUUCCGCUCGCGAGCGCGCUAACGCACUAUAUCGAGACGAAAGCAAUCUCGCGCGCGCCGAAGGAAUCUCUCGGCAUUUGCUAAUGGGAAAAAGAAGAAAACAAAAUGUCGACGUCGAUUCGCGACGGUGAAAUUGUCGCCGCGCCUCGGACAAUGGAAUUUUAGAACGGCCAGACGCAACGCGAUUGCCAGUGCUUUUAUCGAUCGCGCACGCGAAGAUAGCGCUUAUCGAGCCGAAGAUAAGCGCACGAAAAAAAAAAAAGAAGAAGGAACUCGUCCGAGGCAAGAUUACGCGGGCCGACGACCAGGUGUUGGACGAGGAUGACGGAAAGAUGCGGAACGAGGAGGUGCCCGAUUCUCAGCGGUUUCUCGCUGCCGAGCAGAGUGGAACAGUGUUCACAGUGGAGAAUCACCAAGUGGUGACGGACGAUGGCCUCACGUUGCCGCCAAUACACACCGAGCCGAGCGUCGUCACAAUUCAACCUUUCAGGUCGACAGAGGAGGUUCGGAUAAGUCGUCCAAUCAGCACUGUAGACUGGGUCUCGACGCCGCGAUCGCAGCUCAGCCUCUUCUCCGGCACUUACUUCUUGUCGAGCAUCGACCAGCUCGAGAUUCAACAAGUUGUCGAGCUCAGCUCGCUGCUGGGUCGCUCGAAGAACGGCGCGCAGUACCGAGUUCGAGUACCUCGGGCCGAGACGGUCUUCUUGGCCGUCGAGGAAUCAGCAGAAUGUGAGCGUCAGCUAUUACGUUCCUCUCGCCGCCUCACUCUCAAUAUCAUGGAUCCAUCGGGCGAAACUGCUUACGUGAUCAACAAGGGCCUCAGCUGGGGAUGCUUGCCUGGCUUCCUCCACAGCGUGACGAUCCAAGCUGCCGAGUAUCUGGGCAGCGUCGAGCAAAAUCUCACCGUUUUCGGAAUAAGUUUCACCGUUUACGACGAGAACAGAGACUCACUUUGCUACAUCGAGGGACCUAACGUCUACUCUUGCUGUAUGUCCACCGAAACGCAAUUUCAGAUAGUCUCGAUGGACAGAAGCCGACAGAUAGCAUCACUCAUACGGCACUGGGAUAACGUGCUGGUGGACUAUUCGGUGCUGCUGACCUUCAUCCCGGAAAUGGGCGUCAAGCUCAAAGGACUACUACUCGGGGCGGCGUUCCUUCUGGAAUUUUUAUUUUUUGAACAACAGAGAAGAUAAGAUAUACCUACAUAAUUAUCUUGUUAUGUCGCCGUAGGCUUUGAAGUCUUUUGUUUAUUUAAUAAUAUAUCUUUUUCAUACUUUGUUCGUCGAACGCCGCUCGAACAAAAAGCAAACAUAUUUGACCUGUCGAAUUAAAGCUGCAUCGUUAUUUGUUUCAACCGGCAUUUUGUACAAGCGUAAUAUACUGCAAUAAAGAAAG
Phymastichus coffea is the source of this 1745-nucleotide messenger RNA. Its product is annotated as phospholipid scramblase 1-like. Gene Ontology annotation, biological process: plasma membrane phospholipid scrambling. Bases 683 to 1543 code for a protein of 286 amino acids. The record is from RefSeq and is a predicted model, not a curated record. NCBI's taxonomy places the organism in Eukaryota, Metazoa, Arthropoda, Insecta, Hymenoptera, Eulophidae. The transcript is spliced from 7 exons. Gene Ontology annotation, cellular component: plasma membrane. Gene Ontology annotation, molecular function: phospholipid scramblase activity.